AUGUCCGACGUCUCCCUAAUGCCAUCCCAGCGCUCUCAGAGCAAGUUCUCUCCGAAGCAAAUCGCUUCAUUUUUCUUUAAGCCCUACCUAACGGAGGACGGGGAUCCUACUGGUCUCCAGGUCUGCAAGGCCUGCGGCAAGACGCGCAAGCACGCCCCCAAAACGGGGUACACCAACUUGGUGUCCCACGUGCGCACCGACCACCCUCGCUACGAACAGGAGAUGGAGGUCCUUGGAGGACAUGAAAGCGACUUGUCGCGGGCUGAGAAAGAGGCCCUAAGGCCCUUUCGUCAGAUGACCAGUAGGAGCAGGAGCCCAGAAGAGGACCCGACCAAGCUGGGCUUCGCAGACAGAAUUCUCAAACGCAGAAAGGUGCAAGCGGAAACAAGUGCGUAUGUGAUGCUGUCAGCCGUACCACCUACGUCGAACAAGGUGGAACGGCUGUUCAGCAUGGCUCGCAUGAUAAUGCGAUACGAACGGAACCGACUGUCACCGCUGAUGUUGGAGAUGUUGCUGUUUCUGAAGAUUAACAGCAGCUACUGGGACGUCACUACCGUUGACACAGUGAUCUAG
Phytophthora nicotianae INRA-310 is the source of this 573-nucleotide messenger RNA. RefSeq lists its product as hypothetical. The record is from RefSeq and is a predicted model, not a curated record. Lineage: Eukaryota; Oomycota; Peronosporomycetes; Peronosporales; Peronosporaceae. The transcript has a single exon. The coding region runs from base 1 to 573 and encodes 190 amino acids.